Messenger RNA from Coccinella septempunctata (seven-spotted ladybird), 1751 nucleotides. RefSeq names its product cytoplasmic dynein 1 light intermediate chain 2 (gene Dlic). Bases 119 to 1534 code for a protein of 471 amino acids. Gene Ontology annotation, molecular function: dynein heavy chain binding. The transcript is spliced from 8 exons. Gene Ontology annotation, biological process: microtubule cytoskeleton organization; microtubule-based movement. NCBI's taxonomy places the organism in Eukaryota, Metazoa, Arthropoda, Insecta, Coleoptera, Coccinellidae. Gene Ontology annotation, cellular component: cytoplasmic dynein complex; centrosome. The record is from RefSeq and is a predicted model, not a curated record.
CAGUAAUUGUCAAUCAAAUUCAUCCGUAUGAAAAAUAUGUGAACUGAGUUUUUUGGAGUUGUAGAAUAUUUAUACAAAAUAAUUGAUUGAUUUCCCUUCUAACAUCAGUCCGUUGACCAUGCCACCCUUUGAAGAUACUAAAGAACAUUUGAAAUCGGUUGAAACACCAAAAAAAAAUAUUUGGUCUCAAAUUUUGAGCGAUGUUCAGAAUCAUGGAAACCAAAAAUUGCCAUCUUUCAAGCAGAUUCUGGUCUUGGGUGACAAUGAAUCAGGAAAAACUACAAUGGUAGCAAAGCUUCAAGGAGUGGAGGAUCCCAAAAAAGGGUCUGGUCUUGAAUAUGCUUACAUAGAUGUUCGCGAUGAAUAUAGAGAUGAUCAUACACGGCUGAGCGUUUGGGUCUUAGACGGCGAUCCGGGACAUUCCAAUCUAUUGAAAUUUGCUCUAAACAAAGAUACUUUCGCUGAUACAUUGGUUAUCUUAACAGUAACAAUGACAGCUCCAUGGGGAAUUUUAGAGCAGCUAAGACAUUGGGCAUCUGUAUUAGCUGAUCAUUUGGAUAAAUUAGAACUUGAUGUAGAUUUGAGACAAAGCAAAAGACAGCAACUUGUGAAAUUAUGGAAAGAUUACAUUGAACCAGGGGAUGAACUUGAUCCUACCUCCCCAAUGAAGAGAAGUUCCAGAAAUUUUGGAGAUGAAGAUGGUGAUAAUGAGGAUGGUCAACUCCCUGAGGCUACUUUGACCAAUAAUUUGGGCUUGGAUAUCGUUGUUGUAGUAACAAAGACAGAUUACAUGCAAACUCUAGAGAAGGAGCAUGACUAUAGGGAUGAACAUUUAGAUUUUAUGCAAUCUUGGGUUCGACGGUUCUGUCUUCAGUAUGGUGCAGCACUGUUUUACACCAGCGCCAAAGAAGAUAAGAACUGCGAUCUGCUGUACAAGUAUCUCACACAUCGUAUUUAUGGAUUUCCAUUCAGGACGCCAGCACUGGUGGUGGAGAAAGAUGCUGUUUUUAUUCCGGCAGGUUGGGAUAACAUGAAGAAAAUAAGUAUUUUGUAUGAGAACAUGCACAGCUGUAAACCUGAAGAUUAUUAUAGGGACAUAAUUGUCCAGCCUAUCGCUAGAAAGACCAUUAGCAGAGAAACUGAACUUUUAGCCGAAGAUGAACAAGCGUUUUUGGUCAGAAUGCAACAAAUUUUACUGGCAGGUGGAGGACCUCCCUCAGGAAGGACGUCAGACUCCAUAAGGUCUUCCCCAUUGGUGAAAGGAACGGUAAGAUCUGGUCCCAGUAUAUUGCCACCUAGAAAGCUUGAUGGUUCCAAGGUUGUUAGUUCACCUGGAGGCGAAGGGGUGCUAGCUAACUUCUUCAAUUCCCUGUUGAACAAGAAGAGUAGCACUCCUGGCUCUAGUUCGAAAUCAGGUUCAGAAUCCCUACCUGAUAAAGCAGCCAUGCGCUCUGACGCCGCUGCUGAGUUAGAUAGGUUAUCUAGGGGUGCAAAGAAGUCUCUGGGGGGUGAUUUCAAUUCUUCAGAUUGCUGAAUAUCUAUUAUUCUUAGUAUUAAUUAUCCGCAAAAUUUAAUACUUAGGCUUAUUUAUUAUUAAUCAAUUCAUUCAUAAUGAUUCAGUACAUAAUAUAUAUUAUCGAUGAAGUAACUUAUUUUAGAAUAUAUUCACCGAAAUUAGAUAGAAAUAAUAUUUUUUAGAAUUAUUCACCCAGAUUGAACAUCAGUCCAAAUAAAUAAUUGGAAAUAUCAAA